Molecule: messenger RNA, 2790 nt
Organism: Peniophora sp. CBMAI 1063
Lineage: Eukaryota; Fungi; Basidiomycota; Agaricomycetes; Russulales; Peniophoraceae
Source: the annotation of a GenBank genome assembly
AUGCCUCCUCGCGGCGGUCCACAACGCGGCAGCGCGCCUGGUGGCGCUCGAGGCAGCGGACAGACCCCACGUGGAUCGGGUCCUCCUCGCGGUGGCCCUCCUACCCGUGGUGGUCCUGCUGGUAGAGGUGGACCCGCGGGCCGUGGCGGCACAACUGUCGGGACUGCCUCAUCCGUGGCCUCUCACGUCGAAUCCAUCGGCGUGAAGCGUCCCAACCAUGGCGGUACAGGGCGCGUUAUCACGGUCAUCACCAACCACUAUGCAACGGAUAUCCCCGACUCUAAGAUUUACCAUUAUGAUGCCAUCGCGCCGUCAGAGAAGACUCUUCCGAUCAAUCUGUGUUUCGAGAUUGUGAAGAUACUUCAAAACGAUGUCGCGCCAACCGUGUUCACUCCGCGUGGCGCAUACGACGGGCGCAAAAACAUGUUUUCCUCCCAGCGCUAUGGCUUCGGCGAGACAGAUACAGCUACUUUUGAUGUCGUCCCGAAUAUCGCGAGCUCAUCUGAGCCUCGCAAGGACGGGAAAGGCCCCAAGGUCUACAAGGUGACCCUCAAGAAGGUUGCUGAGAUCAACCCGGAGGUACUCCUGCGGUUUUUGCGGGGCCAGCAGACGAUGGAUAAUAGUGUGCAGACGGCCAUGACCGCUCUGAACGUUACAAUUCGCAUGGCGCCUUCUUUGCAAUACCCCUUCAACGUUCGCUCUUUCUUCACGAAUGCCGAGACAAGCGACAUCGGUGCCGGCAUAAUCCUCUGGCGCGGCUAUUUCCAGUCAAUUCGCCCCGGUGUCGGCCGUAUGUUCACCAAUGUUGAUAUCUCUACAGGCGCCAUGUAUAAGGAUGGCACACUCCUCGCCCUGUGCCUUGACCAUCUGGGCCAAACUGAUCCGAAACGCCUGUCACCAAGACAUGGCUUGCCGGAUCGUCUCCGCAUUCAACUGCAGAGAUUCAUUCAGAAUAUAAGGGUUGUGACAAAUCACGGAAAAGCUCCUACAUCUGGUACUCGUCGCUCGCCACGCACGGUCAAGAAGCUUACCAAAGAAGGCGCGCGCGAUCUCGUGUUCCAGACAGAGACCGGAUCCAUGACUGUCGCGGCUUACUUCCAGGGCGUUCUGAACAGGCCACUACAGUAUCCUGAUAAUAUAUGCGCUGAAUUGGCUUCUGGUGCACUCAUCCCUCUCGAGCUCUGCCUCGUUCUUCCUGGUCAGAUCAUUCGUAAGCAACUCCCGCCGGAGAAAACCAAGGAUGUUCUGGAUUUCUCCACCAAAAAGCCUGCCGAACGUCUGGCUAGCAUUCGCAGAGGGCUCUCUGUGCUAGCAUAUGGACAGUCGGAGUAUGUCCGCCAAUUCGGCAUCAACAUCAGCCCGGACCUUCACUCGCUCAAGGCUCGGGUGCUCGAGGCACCGACACUACAAUACGGCGUGCAUUCUAAGCAACGCACGAUUCGGCCUCGUGAUGGGGCAUGGAACAUGAUUGAUAAGAAGAUGUACCUGCCUACGGGCAAAAUUGACGAAUGGGUGAUGGUGGUUUAUGAGCAACAGAAGCGUUUCAACGAGAAUACCGCCAUGGAGGUAGUCAAAGGACUCAGGGAGGCCGCAGCCUCAGUAGGUGUACCAAUCGGAAAGAAUCCCGCACUUCUUGAAUACCCGCCUUCGCAGGGCAAUAUCGUCGAGCAACUGGUCACGAUAGGCGGGAGAUGCCGCACCAAGACGGGAAAGAUACCGUCCCUCUUCCUGGUCAUCCUCCCGGAGGCUGGCAAUGAUAUUUACGCCGCUGUCAAGCAUUUCGGUGAUGUUAAGAUGGGUGUCCCAACGCAGUGCCUCAAAUCUUCCAAAUGCUCACGCGCGAGGCAGCAAUACUUCGCGAACGUAUUGCUCAAGCUCAACGUGAAGCUUGGUGGCAUCAACACUGUGCCUGAGCCGCGCUCUGUCUCUUUCCUCACGGAUCCUGCCCAGCCAACACUCGUUCUUGGUGCCGAUGUGGUCCACCCCGCUCCAGGCUCAGAGGGUCGUCCAUCGUUCAGCGCGGUAGUCGGCAAUGUUGACAGCGACUCUGCCAAGUAUAUCGCAACCAUGCAGGUACAGGAAUCGCGCGUUGAGAUCAUCCAGGACCUCCAGUCCAUGGUUACUCAUAUACUCAAGAUGUAUAUGGGGUACCAGAAAGGUGUCGAGAAGAAGGCGCUGCCUGCGCCAAAGCGUAUCAUCUUCUACCGCGAUGGUGUCUCAGAGGGCCAGUUCUCGCACGUUCUGGAGCGUGAGCUACCGCUCAUCAAGAAAGCAUGUGCCGACCUCAGCGUGAAUGCAAAGAUUACCAUGAUCGUCGUUGGCAAGCGGCACCACGUCCGCUUCUUCCCCUCCAACCCCGGCGACGCCGAUCGCUCCGGUAAUUGCCCAGCAGGAACCGUUGUGGACACAGACAUUGUCAAUCCCGUCGAGUUCGACUUCUACCUCCAGUCACAUGGUGGUUUGCUCGGCACGUCGCGUCCGGCGCACUACAACGUUCUUUACGACGAGAAUGGCUUCCAGGCAGACGGCUUGCAGUCUCUGACGUUUGCGCUUACGCAUGUAUACGCGCGCUCGACCCGCUCGGUCUCUAUCCCAGCCCCCGUCUAUUACGCCGACAUUGUUUGCGCACGUGCGAAGCACCAUUACGACCCUGGCGCCGGCCUCGAGCUCACGCAGACGAUGUCAGAAACGGCUGACAAUUCGGAUGCUCAGCAUCAGGCGCUCGAGGCUUUCCGCGCCGGGUUUAGGCCCGUGCACCCGACCAUCUCGCAGCUAAUGUAUUUCUGCUAA